AUGCCUGCCCUCAGACCACUCGUGAAGCCCAAAAUCGUCAAGAGGACCAAGAAGUUCAUCCACCACCAGUCAGAGCAAUAUGUCAAGAUCAAGAGAAACUGGCGUAAACCAAAAGGCAUUGACAACAGAAUGCUAAUAGGAUUCAAGGGCCAGAUCUUGAUGCCCAGUAUUGGUUAUGGAAGCAAUAAGAAGACAAAACACAUGUUACCUAGUGGAUUCAGGAAGUUUUUGUUGCACGUCAAAGAGCUAGAAGUGCUGCUGAUGUGCAACAAAUCUUACUGUGCUGAGAUUGCUCACAAUGUUUUCUUGAAGAAUCUGAAAGUCAUAGUUGAGAGAGCAGCUCAGAUAGCCGUCAAGAACACCAAUCCAAAUGCUAGACUGAGGAGUGAAGAAAAUGAGUAA
Molecule: messenger RNA, 402 nt
Organism: Dromiciops gliroides (monito del monte)
Lineage: Eukaryota; Metazoa; Chordata; Mammalia; Microbiotheria; Microbiotheriidae
Product: 60S ribosomal protein L32-like
Exons: 1
Coding region: 1-402 (133 amino acids)
Biological process (GO): translation
Cellular component (GO): ribosome; cytosolic large ribosomal subunit
Molecular function (GO): structural constituent of ribosome
Source: RefSeq, a predicted model, not a curated record